This is a messenger RNA of Glossina fuscipes, 3598 nucleotides long. RefSeq lists its product as uncharacterized. Bases 184 to 3429 code for a protein of 1081 amino acids. The transcript has 4 exons. The record is from RefSeq and is a predicted model, not a curated record. Gene Ontology annotation, molecular function: ubiquitin binding. Lineage: Eukaryota; Metazoa; Arthropoda; Insecta; Diptera; Glossinidae.
UUGUUAUCUAUUGUUUUGUAACCAAAAAUUCUGAUAAUUUGCAAGAAAUUUUUAUUAAUAUUUUACUACGGAAACUAUUUGAUUUACAGCAGAGCGCGUGCACAUUAUUAAGAAGCACAAAUCGCUAAAUCGGCGCGGUACCACUAACGGAGAAUUAAAAAUUAAUCCAUUAUCAAAAUAAAAAUGCCUUUGGAGGGAGAUCGUGAGCAUACGUUGCAGCAAUUAUCGGAUAUGUUUCGAGGAAUUUCAAUGCAGCGCUUACGUAUUGUUUGUGAAGCUAAUGAUUGGAAUUUGAACACAUGUAUUGAUCAAUUGGUUGAGACAGAGACGGACGAAAUCAAUAAUAGCACGGCUAGUUGUAGUAGUCGUCCUUUAACAACUUCUGGUGCCAUACCAAAAAUCUCACCGCCGCUUAAUAAAGUUCAAAGGUCUUGCAACAGCAUUAACAAUUCAUAUGCCAACUCAAAUAACAGAACUUUAGACGACGAAACCAGCAAAGAAUUAAAAAUAGGCGACCAAAUAAAUUCAGGUUAUCGCAUUAUGAUAAUUAUGCGUGGAGCUCCGGGUUCGGGUAAAACUUAUUUAGCUCAUUUAUUGAUGCAAAAGUAUAUGCCCCAGGUGCCUGAAAAAGAUAUACGCGAUUUUGUAUUAAGCAGCGAUGAUUAUUUUUAUGAUUCCGCCGGACGCUACAAAUACAGUAUUGACCGCCUAGCUGAAGCUCACGAUCAUAAUCAAAGGCGAGCACGCGAAAAGGCAGAAGACGGAUGGAGUCCUAUUAUCGUGGAUAAUACAAAUAUGAAAUUGUGGGAAAUGUUACCUUAUGUUCAAAUUGCUGUAAAAAACGGUUAUUUAGUGGAGCUGCUCGAGCCAAAAACCUCAUGGCAUAAGUCGUCACGUAAACUAGCGAUGUUAAAUAGACAUGAAGUGCCGCGCGAAACCAUCGAACGCAUGCUGGAUAAAUAUGAAAAAGGAAAUACUAGUGAUUUGUUAAAGAUGCUUAAAGAUACGAAAUACACGGUUCCAUUGCCCCAACUACGUUCUUAUCCACCUGUAAUAGUUGCACCGCAGUAUGAAAUUGAAACCGAAGAAAAAUUUCAAAUUUUUAAUAGUGAAUACGUGGAAAAUUCCAAUGAUAACGUGUUGCCAACAAAAAGCAUUUCACCGUGGAAUAAUAGCAGGUCUAUAGAGAACUCUAAUGACUCUACCACAUUAAUGCUAGAGGAUACAGAGUGGAAGCCUUACAAAGAUCCCAGGGAACCUAAAGAGCAACGCAAUAGAGGAUCAAGGGCGUAUCCAUCUUCGUCAUCAACUAUACUCUUUCCACAGAAAACGAGCGAACAAAGAACGUUUAGUGAAGCUUGGAAACCCUCUGAAAAAAAUGCAAAGGGUUUUUGGAGUUCAAAUGAAUCCUCAACGAAAGGUAAAGAAGAACAUGCCAAUGUAAAAGCUGGUAGUGAUAAAACUUUAUUGGACAUAAUUAAGGAAAAUUUCAAUGUGCCUGUAGCCAUGAAUGACGACGACUCUUUGGAGGAGGGCAAACCUGCUACAGUCCUAAGUACAGAUCGUCACAGCGUAGGUUGCCCAAAUGAGAAUUCGGCAUUUGUUGCCUUACGGCAAAUAUAUCCAAAAGAAGAUGUAUCUAGUUUAUGGGAUUUAUUUUUAAAAUGCAGCGGAAACGCAGACUGGGUAGCGAAUUUAUUACUUAAGGAAGAUGAAAUGAUAAGAGUAAAUAGCGAUGAAGAAAACGUUGAUUAUGUGAAUGAUGACGAUUUUAUAUGUUUGUGCAAGAAUUCCAAUGAAAUGUUAAGGGACAGUUCAAAGAAUACAUCCACACCAUUGCAAGAUAAAAAUGUAAUGAGUAAUGAAAAUCUACCAAAACGCCAGAGAAAGCGCAGUCGAUGGUCUCGUUCCAAACAACAUAAUACUUCGUCCUUUCGCGAACUAGAGGAAUUUAUUCAGAAAUCUUUCGUGUUGGAAAGCGAACAUUAUACGGAACAACAGACGUUACAAAUAUAUGACAAUGAAAUGGAUAGGGAAUUUCAGGAGUCACCAAUCAAAGCAAAUUCUAACUUUCAUGAUGUUGAGACUCAGACGGACAUACAAAGCGUAAUAGAAAAUAGUGACGACGAUGAUGAGAGCGACGAAAAAGAGAAAAGCGACAAUAAGGAAAUGCUGGAAAUAACGUUAGGUGAAAAGUUAAUACAACAAUUGAUUGAAUAUUUCCGCCAUGAAACAUCUUCCUUGCUAAAUCAAACGCGCACAAAACUGCCAGUCAACAUGAAUGUGUUUAUGUCACGCUCGCUAGCCAAGCGUUUAUACAUGUUGUGCAUGGAGUCUGUCCAUCACUAUAUAGAAGAAGAACGUCAAAAGAUUAUACGGGAGGACGAAGAGUUUGCUCGACUUUUGAAGAGCCCAAAAUACGCUGAAUGCAAAGAGUCCCCCGCAAAUGUGCGAGAGUUGUUGGAUAUGGAAAUGGCAUUAAUGAUUUUUAAUCAGGAUCGUGAGGACAUACUACAUCAGGAGAAAGAAGGUGAUAAACCUAAGGACCUGGCUACUCAUUUAACGCAAAUGAAACUUUGUGAAACAUUUCCUGACAUUCCACGGGAUACUUUACUGGACAUACUGGGUGCAAACGGUAACAACUACAAUAAGACUGUGUCGAUACUUCAAAGCACCAUGAAUAUAGGUAGCAAAUCCGAUAGACAAAGCUUGCAUACAGUAAACCAAAAACAAGAACGUUUGAUGCAAUGUGCUCGGCGGAAAAAAGAAUUGUUAAAUCAAGAAGUUCAAACUAAUCUCCAAAAACAACAACAAAUAGAUAGCAAAGAGCUCUUCGAUAUUAAAGACGAUAAUAUAAAAGAAACGGUUCUAAGGAAAUUUGAAGAAACUCGAAAUUUGGCUGACCAUCAUAGACAAUUGAAAAAUGAGUGCUACAAGAAAGCCCAGGAAGCGAUCGUAAGAGGUCAAGGUGCUGUUGCGCCUUAUUAUUCUCAAAUAACAGAACUGCAUAAAAAAAAAAUUGAUAUGUACAAUCAAGUAGCGGCCAAUUGCAUUAUGGAAGUUCACAAAUACAACCAAAACAAUCAGGAUCUCUUGGACCUGCAUUAUCUGUACGUUGCCGAAGCCUUGGAAUGUUUAGAUAUAUUCUUGGAUCGUCAUAUCACCGAGUUGCGUUCAUCGUCAGAUUCAUAUAAGAAUGUGUUUAUAAUUACCGGCCGCGGUCUUCACAGUGCCGGCGGCGUAUCAACGAUUAAGAGUAAAGUCAAAGCCCGUUUGCAGGAACGUAAUUUAAAGUGCGUUUAUCUUGAUUUUUUAAGCCAUUAUCUUUGCAUUAUUUUACAAGUAAUUAAUUGCAGGUGGCAUAAUGAAAACGCAGGCCUUUUAAAAGUAAAAAUUUUUCCAGCUUCACGUCACUCAAAGAACUUCUGACAAAUUCCAGUAACUAAUUGAUAAAGUACACUAGCCGCCAUAAAUAUGGAUGCGGCUAUGCGAACAUCCGUUUCGGCCAAGUGCAGUGGAAGCGUAAGUCUGUAAAUAUUUUUGAAAUACACAUUCAUACGUAUGUAUAUAUGGUUCACGACAUCUAAAGUUCGCAUAC